This is a messenger RNA of Nymphaea colorata (pocket water lily), 594 nucleotides long. RefSeq lists its product as uncharacterized. The record is from RefSeq and is a predicted model, not a curated record. Bases 1 to 594 code for a protein of 197 amino acids. Gene Ontology annotation, molecular function: nucleic acid binding. Gene Ontology annotation, biological process: DNA integration. Lineage: Eukaryota; Viridiplantae; Streptophyta; Magnoliopsida; Nymphaeales; Nymphaeaceae. The transcript is spliced from 3 exons.
AUGGUAUUCUCUAGGGCAACGUAUAACUUUGUUUCGAGUGAAGAGGUAGAGAGAUUCGGAUUGAAGCUUGAGUUGAGGCAGAGAACCUUGAAGACGAUGAACUUUGUGGCCAGGCCUAUCCUGAGAGAAGCAAAGGGUGUAGUCAUCCAGAUUGGGAGUUGGGCUGGUACUAUAAACUUCUCAGUUGUUCCCCUAUAUGACUUCAAAGUAAUCCUUGGUAUGGAGUUCCAUCGAGAGUACAAGGCAGGGAAAACCAAUGUCGUUGUUGAUGCAUUGAUUCGAAAGGUGAAACUUGUGGCAACUCAGAUGCGGGAUGAUGUUGAGGCCUAUGUGAAGAUGUGUCUCAUCUACCAACAUGAUAAGAAGACGAAUCAGAAGCCUACCAGCCUACUAGAACCACUGCCUAUUCCAGAACGCCCAUGGGAAAGCCUUUCUAUAGACUUCAUCGUGAGCCUACCGAAAGUGGAUGGCCGCAGCUCUAUCAUUGUUGUUGUGGAUAGGUUCUCAAAGUAUGCUACAUUUAUCCCAACAUCAAAGGAAUGUCUAGCAGAGAGGACGGUGGAGUUCAUCAUGAGGAACAUAGUCAAGCAUUGA